CCGGAAGAGACUGUCGCACAGAUCAGUUAGAGUUAAAAGGUUAGCAAAGUUGGGUAACGUCACGUAAAGCUUGUCCCUAUAAUCUAAAUAAUGUCAUCUGUAGAAGAAAAUACAGAGAGGACUGUUCCAUGCGUGCUUAUCACUAGCUGUGACAGUGGUUUUAAAGAAGAAGAGCUGAUAAAACAGAUCCUCAGUUCGAAGUCUUUGCCCGAGCCGACCAGGCGAGAAGAAACAGUAAUCUGGUAUCCAUGGACAAUCAACAAUAAAUAUUAUACAGCAGAUGUCAGGCUAUGUGUUGUUCCAGACAUUUUUCAAAUGACAUCAGAAAUCGCCCAGUCCUUGCAGGCUUUCAUCGCUUAUUUUGACAGUACAGUGAAGGAUGGUCUGGAAAAGCUACAUCCUUGGAUAUCAGUGGUGGAGGAGCUUGCUCCAGAGGUGCUCAUUCUGGUGUGUGACAAAGUCUGUGAAAAUGGGGUCACCAGACAUGAAGCACAGCAGUGGUGUUUGGCCCAUGCCUUUGAGCUGGUGGAACUCAAUCCACAGGAGCUGCCAGAUGAGGAUGAUGACUUUCCAGAAUCAACAGGUGUAAAGAGAAUUGUCCAGGCUCUCGAUGCCAAUGUGUGGUCCAGUGUUGAGAUGAAGGAUGGGCACAAUCAGGGCUUAGGUCUGAUGAGCAGCUUGGUGGCCUCCAGACACAACAACCCACGAAACAGCCAAAAUCAACCAUCUUCCAGCUUGCCAGUAGAGGGCACACUUGUUCAUGAGGAGACAAACCAUACAGAAAGUAGCACAAACCGAGACUCACAGGAGGACACAGUAGUUGAUGCAAUGACUGAUUUGGACAUUCAAGAACUCGCUAAUCUGACAGCCGGUGAUGCAGAUGUGGAUAACUUUGAACGCCUUUUCACCAAAUUAAAAGAAAUGAAAGAUAAAGCUUCUUCAUUACCUCAUGAGCAGAGGAAGGCUCACGCAGAGAAGGUUGCAAAAGCAUUUUGGAUGGCCAUUGGUGGUGAUGAAGAUGAGAUUGACGGGUUAUCAUCGGGAGAGGAAAGCUAAAGGUUGCUAGCUGUGACUCUGUCUCCUUUCUCCUGAUCUUCCUCCUUUCCUUGGGCUGUUUGAUCCGUGGCUCUCUGAUCCAGCACCCUUCGACCUGGUUCUUGCACUUGGAAAGCGGGAUGCUUACAGAUGAUGCUGUAGACAUAGUUAUGUUUACAAAGGUCUGAUUCUUGAAAAUAUUGAAAUACUGGUGUAUAGUAAGAAACAGCUGGAAAUCUUUAUUAUGGAGAGAAGAAAGCCAGUGAGUGGCCCUGAUCUUCAGUCUUCUCCCCUGGGUCCCUCACUAUGCUUAAUCCCUGUGUGAAACUCACGUCAAGGAGUUGCAGGCGGAAAAACUGAAAGUUAUAUUAUGUGGGGUUUAAUUUAUGUAUUAGUCCUUAAGGUACAGUUGUCCAGAUAUUUUCAAGUGACAAAAUGUGCCUUAAUUGUAGAAGAGAUGUAAGAGAUUUAAUGCACAUUCUUGAAUCAACAUAAAGGUUUGUGAUUUUAA
Monopterus albus (swamp eel) is the source of this 1546-nucleotide messenger RNA. RefSeq names its product alpha and gamma adaptin binding protein (gene aagab). Lineage: Eukaryota; Metazoa; Chordata; Actinopteri; Synbranchiformes; Synbranchidae. The transcript has 10 exons. The record is from RefSeq and is a predicted model, not a curated record. Bases 91 to 1056 code for a protein of 321 amino acids.